CCUCAGAGAACAAACAAUCAUGGAUAAAUUCGUACUUCCCCCAGGUUCCCGCCACUUGUCGGUAUCGUGGACGUAUGAUUUUUCAAAGAUAGACAUCAGUCCUAAAAUACCCCAGGAAGUGGCAGACUCGCUAAAGAAGUUGGGACCAACUAAAGUUACAAUUCCAUACUACACCCCGAAGAACAUGCGCCAAAUGACUCCCUCCGACGAAAUCGCCAUCCCCCGGAUGCGGCGGAGAUUUAAGAGCUUCCUCACACAGUCCUUCGGCGGCGUGGUGUCACAAGCCGAACUCGACAAAGUGGUCGAAUACGGGGUGGAGUUCACCUACUGGUACUAUCCCACCGGACCCAUCGAAUCGCCCCAAUAUUUCGCCGUGACCAAAAUGUGUGGCAUCCUCUUCAUCCUGGACGACCUGUUUGACGUGAAGGAUUCCAAUGCUGAGAAGGGAAAGCUUAAAGGCGGCCAUGCCUCCGUCAUGCGGCUCCUUUUGGACAAAUGGAACAAAUCCAACGGGGACACGGACGGCCCCGAAAUUUCGGCAGAGUUGGAACAAGCCUUGAAGGAACAGCCCUUGCUGGCCUGUAUUUGUGUCGCGCUGCGGGACACGCUAAAAUCUCUGGAUCGCCUCGGAGGGAGGGAGCAAGCUCGAAAAAUGUAUGAAUACUACAUGUUCCGCGCAUAUUUUGCCGAAUCCCUGCGCCACAGCCGAGUCUACACGGUGAAUCCCGACGCAGCCCGGUUCUUCACGGGGGAACAGUUAGCGAUGACGGCGGUGGUCACGCUGUUCGCCUGGGGGGAUGGGAUACGGCUCUCGGAAAGGUUUAAAAUGCACCCCGCCUUCGUCCGCUAUCAAGACAUGGUCAAGAUGGUGGGGGUCGUGCAAAACGAUUUGGUCGGAUUGGAGAGGGAUUUGGUGAAUGGUGAGAUAAACCAUGUCAUUACUCAGAUGGCGGCGGGAAACACGUUGGAGCAGGUGUUGGAGAGGGAGAUAAGGUUACAUGAGCAAGACGUGGAGGAACACUUGGUCUUGCGAGAAGAGAUUAUGGCCCAAUACAAGGACGACGAAGAGGUUGUGAAAUACUUGGAAAUAACCGACGCCACGCUGUACGGUCAACUUAAAAUGAUGGAUAAGUGCGUUAGGAACAGCAUGAUGGGAAGAUUGGAGUUUGUUGUGGCAGAGGAAUAGCGAAUUCGGUUGGUCGUACAUCGAGAGGGUAUUCAUUACGACUUUGCAUGUUCGCAUCGUAAAAUAACUUUUGCGAAUUUUGCGAAGCAAAGCCACUUCGCAAAUGACAGUUUCGAAAAUUAUGUAGAUAUACAAAUCUCUCGAAUUUUAAAAUGGGAAAAAUACUUUAAUUACCAUUACCCAGUUACCGAAAUUUUGCAUCUGAAAUUCACCAAUUUCAAAAAUUCAAAAGGCCAAACUUCGGUAACUAAUAGAGAUUUAUGGGCUUUUCCCAUUGCAAAAUUUGUAAAAAAUACUUUGAGAACUAAAUACUAGCCUUAGAGAUGUAGAAGGUCGCAAAUCAAUUGUCAAGCCAAAAAUUUUUGCGAACUUUAUUUUUCUGCGAACGUUGCGAAAUCGAAACGAUUACCCUCCGCGAGUUACAUACGUGGAGGUUUACAGAAUACUGUUUGAUAGAUCAUUACGAAUUGCAUACCCCUUCGGCAAAACCGCUAAAUUUAUUUACUUACAAUGCAACCUUAUUUCAAGCUAUACAGGAUUGUCGAAAGAGUUAUAUCAAAAAAUCAACCCAAAAAUUAAUACUCACGUGGCGCUGAUUGAUUCCGCUGAAUGGCCCCUUUGAAGAAAAAAACAAAUGUGGCCCACGAGCGCCUUGGUUUUCGCCUCGCGGAGGGAAAGGGAAAGAAAAUUUAACUUAACCGCCACCUGUUUUCUUCAAAGGGGCGAUUCAACGGAAUAAUAAGCGCCUUGUGAUUCCUAAUUUUUGUCUUGAUUUUUUUUAUAUAACUCAUUUUAUAUAAUCCGGUGUAGCUCGAGAAAAGGUUCCAUUGUUAGAUCUAUACUCCCAACCUUUUCGGUAAAAUUAAAUGAUUAGUAAUACAAACAUAUUUGUUUAGAAAUUGUGACCCCUACAUGGUGGCAAUACAUCGUCGUGCUAAUUUAUAAAGGACAUAAGUGCAGUCGAUGUUUAAUGCAGAAAAGACCUACAUAACUGCCGUCGAUUCAGAGCAGACCUAAGUGUAUAGAAAUAAAGUAUAGUAAAAAAUGUCCAACCAUGUAUUUACUUAUGGAUAUAUCUUGCCAAAACGAUUCUUCAUAUAUCGCGGGAUUUAGCCAUAAGUAUGUAAAUAUAUGCUUGCACAUGGGUCUUUUGUUACUUUUUUUAUACACUUAGAUCCUUUCCGAAUUAAGCAUCGACGGCACUUAGGUCUUUUCUGGAUUAAACAUCGACUGCACUUACAUAAAUAUGUAUGUAGGUCUUUAAUGAAUUAGUAGGACGACAUACAUAGAUUAUAGACAUAUGGAAGGGUGUAAGUUAGACUUUCAAUAAGUAUAGAAAUAAAUUCUGGUAUGGAUGGUUAAGUAAUUUUUAGAAAAAAAUAAUCUGUUUAUUUUGAAUAUUUUCUAAUAUAGAUAUAUCACUUUCUAUAUUUUCAGUUCUAAAUAAACAAAAUAAUAAGUAUAUAAUUAUUUAUAUGAAUAAAGAGGUAGGGUGGUUAAGAAGUAUCCGGAAUUUUUAAAUUCGCGCUCAUAAAAUAAAGUAACUAACUUAUUUAAACGAGA
This is a messenger RNA of Folsomia candida, 2749 nucleotides long. RefSeq lists its product as uncharacterized. Bases 20 to 1186 code for a protein of 388 amino acids. The record is from RefSeq and is a predicted model, not a curated record. NCBI's taxonomy places the organism in Eukaryota, Metazoa, Arthropoda, Collembola, Entomobryomorpha, Isotomidae. The transcript is spliced from 3 exons.